AUGAAUUUUAAUGUUGUGCAAGACCCGUCAGUGUCCAUGCAUCCCAGACAUGGACAUAAGUUCAGAAUAUUCAUCGCACCUUUUAUAUGUGAUAUACCAUUCCACAACAUAAUGGCCAAGAGAGCAAGCGUCCUCAGGAGGCGGAAGUCCAAAAGCAAAAUGGACGUCUCGGCGCCUCCGGAGAACUCGGCUCGGAGAGACAGCGACGGCGACAUGGUGUUCUACGUGGAGGAGCCGAGAGCAGCAGGGACCCCCAAUCGCAUCCGUCGAGAGGGGGUCUCGCGGGGGUCGGCGCUCCACAGCCAAGCCUCUUCUGUGACCGAAGUGGCUUCCGACGAGAUUGACAUCGACAACGAUGAGCCCUUAGGAUUCACCUCACUGACCGAGGCUCACCGCAACGCCAUCAGAGCUAUCAGAAAAAUCAAGUACUUCGUGGCGAGGAGGAAGUUCCAACAGGCCAGAAAGCCGUACGAUGUGCGUGACGUCAUCGAACAGUAUAGCCAAGGCCAUCUCAACAUGAUGGUCAGAAUCAAGGAACUCCAACGCCGCCUCGACCAGACCCUCGGGAAGCCGGGGAGUUACCUUGCGGGUAUCGACAAGUCAGGCAAUGUCAAACCUAUGACUAUAGGUGCAAGGCUCUACCGCGUGGAGCAACAGUUGCUUCUCCUGGACAAGAAGUUAGACCAGAUGCUGUUCGUGUGCAACGCCCUUUCGCAGAAAACCCAGUUACCUGAGAUACGCAACCCGGACGACCAUGUAUAGCAAUGCUAGUGUAGUGAUUUUUUAUUUUGUUCUUUCUUCGGUGUGUUUAUCUCCUUUGAUCUGUUGAUAUAUAUUUUCUUGUUUGUUUGUUUGUUUGGCAAGUGAAGAAAAAAAUAUUUUCGUGAUAUAUCUCGCCAAGUUUUGCAAAACGAUAGCUUCCCAUGUCAUUGUUGCAUUGAAUUUGAUCAUUGUAGGGAAACAAAGACAGACUUAAGCACCGUCAUUUAACCUUGGAAAUUGUACUAUCGUAAUAUGCAGGAUAAAGAUGUGUAUAUAUCUAUAUUUUCUAAAUAUGUAACAGUACAUAUUUACGUUGGGGAAUACACGCGCGCCUGGCGUGUGUAUGUGUAUAUACAAUAAUAUAAAUAUAUAGGUUAUAUAUGAUAUAUUAUCAAGCAGUGAAUACAACGGUCAAGUGGCGAUGCCUGACCUGCAGCUAGUCCACGGCUCGUCUCUGUAGCCUGGUCCUGGUACCUUGUAUGCCCUCACGUCCCCUGGUUGCUGCCAUCCCGCUGCACCGCAACUGGUUCCACGGAGCUCACGAUUUCACUUUUGGAAGAGUCGUCUGCCAGUUUAAGUCUUUGAGUAAUGGGUACGUCGGGUUCGAACUGACUCUCUCUUCUGCGCGUGUGUUGACCAUUAUCAGUAUUGCAAGCGAGAGCAUUUGCAAGCAUGUGUGUAGUGUUUCGCAUCUUGAAAAGGACUAUGGUUGAUGAUGUGACACAGACGAAACGGCCCGGAGUUGACUUCUGUAGCUGAUCCCCAAAUAAGUCUCGUUUUUUUGUUCAAGUUUGGGAUGAACUGAAGCAACAGGUCGUUUCCUUUGAUUUGCAAUCGAUGCCUCUGCAUAAUUCUAAUCUAUGUUUAGAUUGGUUGUUGAUUAUUUUGCGCUCACGCAUGUAUACACAUACAUAUAAAAAUAAACACAUAAAAAUGCACACAUUCUCUCUGCCUCUGUCUGUUGUCCUAUUG
Messenger RNA from Penaeus vannamei (Pacific white shrimp), 1734 nucleotides. The record is from RefSeq and is a predicted model, not a curated record. NCBI's taxonomy places the organism in Eukaryota, Metazoa, Arthropoda, Malacostraca, Decapoda, Penaeidae.